Messenger RNA from Theobroma umbraticum, 2148 nucleotides. Lineage: Eukaryota; Viridiplantae; Streptophyta; Magnoliopsida; Malvales; Malvaceae. The record is from RefSeq and is a predicted model, not a curated record.
CUGACAGUUCAGUAAUUCUCAUCAUCCAAAAAUGCAACAGCUAACACCUUCCCACACUCUCCACCAACACUUCCCUCACGCCCUCCAUUUUUCACUUCUCCGAUCCUCCAAAACCCACCAAGAUACCCAACAGCUCCACGCGUUUUCCCUCAAAACCGGCAUUUUCUCUCACCCUUCAAUCUCUUCUCGCCUCCUUUCUCUCUAUGCCGACCCAGAUAUCAACAACCUCCGCUACGCUCGCUCCGUCUUCGACCAAAUCCAGCUGCCCACGUUGGUUCUCUGGAACAUCAUCAUCAAAUGCUACGUCGAAAACCAACAAUCUUAUGAAGCAAUCUCCUUGUUUGCCCAACUGCUUCAUCAUUUUCCGCCCGAUGAGUUCACGUUUCCUUGCGUGAUAAAGGGAUGUGCUAAGUUAAAUGCUGUAAAUGAAGGGAAACAAAUCCAUGGGUUGGUCUUGAAGCUUGGCUUCGGAUUAGAUAAAUUUACGCAGGGUAGUUUGGUCAAUUUGUAUUCAAAGUGCGGCGAGAUUGGCUGUGCUCACAAAGUGUUUGAUGAAAUGGGUGAAAAAGAUUUGGUUUUAUGGAAUUCUUUGCUUGAUGGGUAUGCGAGGUGUGGGGAAGUUUGCAUUGCGAUGAAGGUGUUUGAGGAAAUGCCUGAGAGGGAUUUUUUUUCGUGGACGGUUUUGAUAGAUGGGUUGGCAAAAUGUGGGGAGGUGGAGACUGCUAGAGAGAUAUUCGAGAAAAUGCCAAAUAGGAAUUUAGUUUCGUGGAAUACUAUGAUUAAUGGGUAUAUGAAGGCUGGAGAUAUUAAUUCCGCUUGUAAAUUAUUUAACCGAAUGCCCAAAAGGAAUUUGAUCACAUGGAAUUCAAUUAUAGGAGGGUUUGAAUCAAAUUUGCACUUUGUGGAAGCUUGGGAGGUGUUUAAGAGAAUGUUGAAGGAGGAAUUUAGGCCUAGUCAUGCAACGUUAGUUAGUAUUAUUUCUGCUGUCUCUGGAUUGGCUAGUCUUGGUAAGGGAAGAUCAAUACAUUCUUAUAUUGUUAAAAAUGGAAUUGAAUUAGAUGGGGUUGUUGGGACAGUGUUAAUCGAAAUGUAUUCUAAGUGUGGGAGUAUUGAUAGUGCUCUAACAGUUUUUCGGACCAUAUCCAACAAGAAGUUGGGGCAUUGGACUGCUAUAAUUGUAGGCUUGAGUAUUCAUGGUAUGGCUGAACAUGCGCUGGAAAUAUUUCUUGAAAUGUGCAGAAUUGGUGUGAAGCCUAAUGCCAUAACUUUUGUAGGUGUGCUUAAUGCUUGUAGUCAUGCAGGGUUGAUCAAUGAUGGUCGUGGAUAUUUUAAUACAAUGAUAAAUGAAUAUGGAAUUAAACCUACUAUAGAACAUUAUGGUUGUUUGGUGGACAUUUUAUGUCGAGCUGGGUAUCUUGAAGAAGCAAAAAAUAUCAUUGAAGGGAUGCCCAGGAGAGCAAACAAAGUAAUUUGGAUGACAUUGCUUAGUGGUGCCAGGAAUCAUGGAAACACAAAGAUAGCAGAAUAUGCUGCUCAUCAUUUGAUUGAACUGGCUCCAGAGACUGUUGGGGGUUAUGUUGUUCUUUCUAAUAUGUAUGCUAUAGCUGGAGAGUGGGACAAAGUUUCUAAAGUAAGAGAAAUGAUGAAAAAGAGGGGAUUGAGAAAAGACCCAGGCUGCAGUUCAAUCGAGCAUAGAGGUGUGGUUCAUGAGUUUGUUGUGGGAGAUAAAUCACAUCCCCAAACAAAAGAACUUUAUUCCAAAUUGAGUGAGAUGGCAGAGAAAUUGAAACUUGCGGGACAUAUUCCUGACACAAGCCAAGUGUUGUUGUACAUUGAAGAGGAGGAAGAGAAGGAAUCUGAACUGGAAAAGCAUAGUGAGAGGUUGGCCAUUGCCUUCGGUCUCAUCAACGUUGAAGCUGGUUCUCCCAUUUGCAUCAUGAAGAACCUUCGUGUUUGUAACGAUUGCCAUUCUGUAACUAAACUGCUCUCUAAAAUCUACAGUCGCGAGAUUAUUGUAAGAGAUAAUAACCGCUUUCAUCAUUUCAAAAAUGGAUUGUGUUCUUGCAAAGAUUUUUGGUGAUUGCCUCAGCUGCUGGCUGACAUUAAUGAUUUUUUCAACAGGACUGAAUGGGAUGAUAACUUUGAGGU